AUAUACCAGGCUGAAUAAACCAUGUUAUAAUAUACUAAAUUUACUACUUAUUAUCAUUAGCCUGUCAGUAAAUAAUAAAUUAAAUUUUAAUAAUUAAAACUAAAAACUUACACAGUUACCAUUAAUAUUUUUUUCACAGAAGGUUGUAAAGAAUGUCUGAUCAAGUGAAAUACGACAAAUCUUGGAUCAUCAACUGUUUUUCAAAAUUUAGUUCUAACAAUAAACACACUAUCUCCAUAUCAAUGACAGUAGGUUUUCUGAACCACUCGCUGAACGUCAUUGCAGAUAAAAUAAAUGAAUUCAUUUACCUCACGCCUGAAACAUAUGUCAUGCACUCAACACUUCAUUUAGGAAUUUUAUCAUUUGAUUCAUGUCAUCCUGGCAAAUGGGUUUUAAGCUUUAGCGAUGAAUCAUCUGCAAUGGAUUGCAUUGAUACAUUGAGGAAAAAUGACAUUAAAGUGACAGACAUUCAGAAAUUAAUAUUAGAAAGAUUGCACUUGGAAGAUGUUAUAAUCAAAACAGUCACUGAUGUAGGUUUCCCACAUUUUGUAGCUGAAGUAGAAAAUGCCAUAAAAACAAAUAUGUUUGAUCAUUAAUAUUAAUUUU
Aphis gossypii (cotton aphid) is the source of this 606-nucleotide messenger RNA. RefSeq lists its product as uncharacterized. The record is from RefSeq and is a predicted model, not a curated record. NCBI's taxonomy places the organism in Eukaryota, Metazoa, Arthropoda, Insecta, Hemiptera, Aphididae. The transcript is spliced from 2 exons. Bases 153 to 596 code for a protein of 147 amino acids.